UAUAAUUAGCACUCAUAGUCUCUUUACUAACAAACGCACAGAGAACCUCCACACGUACGCAAGGAUCAAAGCAUCAUGAGACCGCCGACUCAGGGCAAGGGUCUCAUCAAGGCCGUGUACCAGCGCGUCGUGGACAGCUCCACUGCCAUCGUGGUCACCGCUGCCCCGCUCAUCGCUGCCGCCGCCGUCGCGGUGUCCAGAAGCUGGCUCCAUGACCUCCGGCCUGUGCACCUCUUCCUGUGGUGCUUCCUCCCGGCGGCAGCGGCCAUCGUCUACCUGAAGCUGCGUCCGCGCGCGGUUUACCUGGUGGACUACGCCGGGUUCCGCACCCCGCACACGUGCCGCAUCCCCUUCGCGAGCUUCCUGGAGCACGCGAAGCAGCACCCGGCCCUGAACGAGCGCAGCGUGCGGUUCAUGACGCGGCUGCUGGAGCGGUCGGGGCUCGGGGAGGAUACCUGCCUUCCGCCGGCGCACCACUACGUUGGGACGCACGAGUACUGCACCCUCGACGCCGCACGGGCCGAGUUCGAGCUGGUGGCCUUCUCGGCCAUCGACGACCUGCUCGCCAAGACCGGCGUCGCGCCCGAGGCCAUCGGCAUCCUCAUUGUCAACUGCAGCUUGUUCUGCCCGGUGCCGUCCCUGGUGGACAUGAUCGUGAACAGGUACAAGCUGCGCGGCGACGUCCGCAGCAUGCAGCUGUCCGGCAUGGGUUGCAGCGCGGGGCUGAUCGCCGUCGGGCUGGCCAGGAACCUCCUGCAGGUGGCUCCCCACGGCGCGCACGCGCUGGUGGUGUCCACGGAGACCAUCACGCCCAACUACUACCUAGGGACGGAGCGCGCGAUGCUCCUGCCGAACUGCCUGUUCCGCAUAGGCGGGGCGGCGGCGCUGCUGUCGACGUCGCCGGCGAAGGCCCGGUUCCGGCUAAAGCACGUGGUGCGCACGCUCACCGGCGCGCAGGACAACUCGUACCGGUGCGUGUACCAGGAGGAGGACGCGGAGGGCCACCGAGGCAUCAACCUGAACAAGGACCUGAUGAGCAUCGCCGGCGACUCGCUCAAGGCCAACAUCACCGCGAUCGCUCCGCUCGUCCUGCCGGCCCGUGAGCAGCUCAUGUUCGCCUUGUCCUUCGUCGCGCGGAAGGUGCUCAACAGGCGGGUCAAGCCGUACAUCCCCGACUUCCGGACGGCGUUCGAGCACUUCUGCAUCCACGCCGGUGGCCGCGCCGUCAUCGACGAGCUGCAGAAGAGCCUUAACCUUUCCGACGAGCAGGUGGAGGCGUCGCGGAUGACGCUGCACCGGUUCGGGAACACGUCGAGCAGCUCGCUGUGGUACGAGCUGGCCUACAUGGAGGCCAAGGGCCGCAUGCGCAAAGGCGACCGCGUGUGGAUGAUUGGGUUCGGGUCAGGGUUCAAGUGCAACAGCGCAGCGUGGGAGUGCAUCGAGCCCGCGCACAACGCCGAUGGGCCGUGGGCUACGUCCAUCCACAAAUACCCGGUGGACAUUCCUGAUGUUCUAAAGCAUUAACGGUUUCGGAUACACCAUCGACCUAGAGGAUUGCAGCGCACCUCGAUCGACAUGUUGGUGUUCUAAUAAAUAAAUUAUUAU
Messenger RNA from Lolium rigidum, 1605 nucleotides. Its product is annotated as 3-ketoacyl-CoA synthase 6-like. The record is from RefSeq and is a predicted model, not a curated record. Gene Ontology annotation, cellular component: membrane. The transcript has a single exon. NCBI's taxonomy places the organism in Eukaryota, Viridiplantae, Streptophyta, Magnoliopsida, Poales, Poaceae. The coding region runs from base 76 to 1524 and encodes 482 amino acids. Gene Ontology annotation, biological process: fatty acid biosynthetic process. Gene Ontology annotation, molecular function: acyltransferase activity, transferring groups other than amino-acyl groups.